CUGGCAGCCAAAAUGAAGUCUCUGGUGUCUGUGUGCUGUUUGGCGGCUCUGCUGGCCCUCGCUGCUGCAGAUCUGCUGGCACGGCCUUCUAUGCAUGAUGAGGAGCCUCUGGUGCACUUACAGCUCCAGCGGCCUGAGGGAGAUCUGUUCUCUUGUGGAUGUGACCCAACAGAGGAACAUGUCAGCCAGAGUUCCUCCAAUGACACUCCGGCCCCAGAGAGGGCAAUGUGUCAGCCCUGCAACCCUCCAUCAGCUUUGAGCAGCCCUGCUGAAGAAGAAGCAUCUUCACACACCGAGGAGGAAGACGACAAGGAAGUAGCCACCGCUGAAGAUGAAGGUUCCGUUGAGGAGGUAGCUGGGGAUGGGGAUGAAGAACAGGAGGAAGUAGGUUCCCAGGAGGAGGAAGAAGAAGAGGUGUCAUCUGAGGAAGAGGCUGGAUCUUCGGAAGAACAAGGUAUUGAGGAGGAGGAAGUAGCUGAGACGACUGUAUCAUCUGAAGAGGAAGUGGAUGUGGUUGCUGAGGAUGAGGCUGCUAGCACUGAGGAGAAAGCUGUAGAGAAAGAAGAGGAAGAGGAGCCUCAGGAAGAUGAUGCAGUGGAAGAAGCAGAGGAUGAACUUGCUGAAGAAGCAGUUGAGGAAACUGUUGAGGAAGCAGUGGGUGAAGAAACACAUGAGGACCCAGAAGCAGUGGAAGCAGCAGCCGAGGAGGAAGUAGCUGUGGAGGAGCCAGAAGUAAUCACAGAACCCGAAUCAGAAUCAGAGGCAUCUUCAGAACCAGAACCAGAGCCAGAAGUGAUAAGAGAGCCUGAGUCAGAAGUGGUUGCAGAACCUGAAACUGAGCCUGAAGCUAUUCUCCAAUCAAAGCCAGAGCCAGAGGUGACUCCAGAACCUGAACCAGAGCUAAGAGCACUUGUCCCAGAAGUGGAGCCAGAGCCUGUUGUGGAGGAGGCUGCUCCAGAACCUGUGGAGGAAGCGGCUGUAGAAGAAGAAGCUGCACCAGUGGAGGCUGUUGUUGAGGAGGCGCCUAUUGUCUCAGAGGAAGAUUCCACCCUGCGGGACCGCUCCCACAUUGAGGACACGCUGCGCCUGGCCAUCACUGAGCCCUCAGCAAAGUUCUCUGCGGCCAUGAAGAAGCUGUUGGACAUUUACCACACGGCCAUCAAGCCACUGGAACAAAUCUACAAGUACAAUGAGCUCAGGCAGCAUGAAGUCACAGAUGGUGAGAUCACCUCCAAGCCCAUGGUGUUGUUCCUGGGACCCUGGAGUGUGGGCAAGUCCUCCAUGAUCAACUAUCUGCUGGGUCUUCACAGCACCUCCCAGGAACUCUACACAGGUGCUGAGCCCACCACUUCAGAGUACACAGUCGUGAUGCACGGAGAGAAGAUCCGCACGGUGGAGGGCAUUGUUAUGGCAGCGGACAGCUCAAGGUCUUUCUCACCCCUGGAGAAAUUUGGCCAGGGAUUCCUGGAGCGGCUGGUGGGCAUCGAGAUGCCCCACAAGCUGCUGGAGAGGGUCACCUUUGUCGACACGCCCGGCAUCAUCGAGAACCGCAAGCAGCAGGAGAGAGGUUACCCCUACAACGAGGUGUGUCAGUGGUUCAUUGAUCGGGCUGAUCUGAUCUUCCUGGUGUUCGACCCCACCAAGCUGGACGUGGGCGGGGAGCUGGAGAUGCUCUUCAGACAGAUGAAGGGCCGCGAGUCCCAGAUCCGAAUCAUCCUCAACAAGGCUGACAAUCUGGCCACCCAGGACCUUAUGAGGGUCUACGGAGCCCUGUUCUGGAGCAUGGCACCCCUGAUCAAUGUCACAGAGCCUCCCCGGGUCUAUGUUAGCUCCUUCUGGCCUCAGGAAUACGCCCCAGAAACCAGCCACGAGCUCUUCAAGAGGGAGGAGAUCUCUCUGCUGGAGGACCUCAACCAGGUGAUUGAGAACCAGCUGGAGAACAAGAUUGCCUUCAUCCGUCAGCACGGCAUCCGUGUGCGCAUCCACGCUCUGCUGGUGGACCGCUACCUCCAGACCUACUACGACAAGCUGGGCUGGUUCGGCAACCCCUAUGAGGUCCUCCAAGACAUCGUCUCCGAUCCGGACAAGUACUACAUCUUCAAGUCCAUCCUGGCCAAAACCAACGUCAGCAAAUUCGACCUGCCCGACAAGGAGGCCUACCAGGACUUCUUCGGAGUGAACCCCAUUGCCAGCUUCAAGCAGCUCUCCUACCACUGCAGCUGGUCUGGUGGCUGUCUGCUGGACAAGAUAGAGAAGGCCAUCUCACACGAGCUCCCAGCUCUGCUCAGCGGCAUCAGUAAGGCCUCAGACACGCCUGCCCCAGCUAAGGCUGCCUCAGGGCCUCCGCCCCCUCUCCCUGGCACCUGUGAGGGCCCCGGCUGUGAAGAGAAGCCCAAGAACCGCUGGCGGAGGCAGUGAGAUGGAGGAAGGAAGGAGGAGGCAGAUGGCGGUAGCCAGAAGCUUUCCUUAAAUGAUCCCCACUACUGUAUUUGUGUGGACUGGAUGUGGGGGACUGAGCAGAGAGAGAGAGAGAAAUGGAGAGAAUGGAAAC
Molecule: messenger RNA, 2551 nt
Organism: Myripristis murdjan (pinecone soldierfish)
Lineage: Eukaryota; Metazoa; Chordata; Actinopteri; Holocentriformes; Holocentridae
Gene: srla
Product: sarcalumenin
Exons: 9
Coding region: 13-2418 (801 amino acids)
Molecular function (GO): GTP binding
Source: RefSeq, a predicted model, not a curated record